Papaver somniferum (opium poppy) is the source of this 1099-nucleotide messenger RNA. Its product is annotated as ESCRT-related protein CHMP1B-like. The record is from RefSeq and is a predicted model, not a curated record. Lineage: Eukaryota; Viridiplantae; Streptophyta; Magnoliopsida; Ranunculales; Papaveraceae. Gene Ontology annotation, cellular component: ESCRT III complex; multivesicular body. Bases 304 to 951 code for a protein of 215 amino acids. The transcript has a single exon. Gene Ontology annotation, biological process: late endosome to vacuole transport; protein transport; endosome transport via multivesicular body sorting pathway.
AUCCACUUGAAUGCCGUUGUCUCUAUGUGAUAAGAGUCGAAAACGCUAGACAUGGUCAAGCCAUGGGAUCACAAAGUUAAAGAGUUCUGACCGUUGGAGUUUUCCAACGGCUAUAUUUUUUGGAAUGGCCAAGCUUAUCACUUUAAACCCCUUUAACUAUUCAAUCUCUCCCUUUAAUUCUUUAUUUAUCACCAAGAUCUUUACAGUAAAAACAUAAACAUAGAUCCGAUUUCAAUUCUUCCCCAAUCUCUUCAACACCAGUAACACAAAGAAAACUAGAUCUGCUGAUUUUUGCAGGACAAGAUGCCAUGGUUCUCAAAGAAGUCAGGGCAGGAGAAGCUAAUGGAGCAAACCUUCCAACUAAAGAUGACAUCAAAAUCACUAGUUAGACAAGCAAAGAAAUGCGAACAGGAAGAGAAAUCAGAGAAGCUGAAAGUAAAGAAAGCAAUCGAGAAAGGAAACAUGGAUGGUGCAAGAAUUUACGCUCAAAAUGCAAUCCGUAAACGCAACGAACAGCUCAAUUACUUGCGUUUUGCUUCUCGUCUUGACGCUGUGGUAUCGAGAUUAGGAAGCCAGAACAAUCUCCGUAACAUUACUAAAUCAAUGAGUGGAAUUGUGAAAUCAUUAGAAGGGUCACUAUCUGUUGGAAAUAUGGAGAAGAUUUCACAAACCAUGGAUAAAUUUGAGAAGGUAUUUGUGAAUAUGGAAGUUCAAGCGAGUUUUACAGAAACAUCGAUGGAAGGAACGACAUCGUUAUCUACUCCAGAAGGUGAAGUUGGAUCUUUGAUGCAACAAGUUGCUGAUGAUUAUGGUUUGGAGGUUUGUAUGAAGUUGCCACAAGCAGGAAAGGAAGCUGUGGGAAUCAAAGAAAAAGGAGCUGCUGCUGCUGCUCUACCUGCCUCAGAGGAAGAACUUAGCAGGAGAUUAGCUGAUUUAAAAUCAAAAGGAUAAUUAGUCCUACAAAAUACUCUCACUAGCUAUGACUUUUAUUUUUAAUCUUUUCUGCUGCUGAUAUGAAGACGUUUUUACUUUUUAGUUUGGUUUCGGGGCAUGUAAGAUCUUGGUGUUAAUUAUUAGGUAAAGAAAAAUGCUUAUUAGA